Molecule: messenger RNA, 1461 nt
Organism: Spodoptera frugiperda (fall armyworm)
Lineage: Eukaryota; Metazoa; Arthropoda; Insecta; Lepidoptera; Noctuidae
Product: cylicin-2-like
Exons: 4
Coding region: 1-1461 (486 amino acids)
Source: RefSeq, a predicted model, not a curated record
AUGGUGAUGUUGACACAACUGAACCUGAAGAUAAUGAAUUUGAAUCUGAAAGCUCAGAUGAAAACAGUAGCAGUGGUGAAAAUGAUGAAACUAGGUGAUGGCUCCCACACACCUAAGAGAAACGGUUCUGGACAAGACGAUGGUGACAACUCCAAGGAACCUAAGGGAGGAAAUUCUAAAAAGGGUGAUGCCUCCAAGGUACCUAACGGAGGUAGUUCUGAAAAGGGUGAUGCCUCCAAGGUACCUAACGGAGGUAGUUCUGAAAAGGGUGAUGCCUCCAAGGUACCUAACGGAGGUAGUUCUGAAAAGGGUGAUGGCUCCAAGGUACCUAACGGAGGUAGUUCUGAAAAGGGUGAUGCCUCCAAGGUACCUAACGGAGGUAGUUCUGAAAAGGGUGAUGGCUCCAAGGUACCUAACGGAGGUAGUUCUGAAAAGGGUGAUGCCUCCAAGGUACCUAACGGAGGUAGUUCUGAAAAGGGUGAUGCCUCCAAGGUACCUAACGGAGGUAGUUCUGAAAAGGGUGAUGCCUCCAAGGUACCUAACGGAGGUAGUUCUGAAAAGGGUGAUGCCUCCAAGGUACCUAACGGAGGUAGUUCUGGAAAGGGUGAUGGCUCCCACACACCUAAGAGAAACGGUUCUGGACAAGACGAUGGUGACAACUCCAAGGAACCUAAGAAAGACAGACCUGGGGACAAAGAUGAUACAAACAAGCACCAACCGAAGCACCACAAAGGAUGCAAACACCACAUAACGGAUAGUGAACAUCCAAGUGGUGACAAGAAUCACAGUUCUGGAAAGGGUGAUGCCUCCAAGGAACCUAAGGGAGGUAGUUCUGGAAAGGGUGGUGGCUCCCACACACCUAAGAGAAACGGUUCUGGACAAGACGAUGGUGACAACUCCAAGGAACCUAAGAAAGACAGACCUGGGGACAAAGAUGAUACAAACAAGCACCAACCGAAGCACCACAAAGGAUGCAAACACCACAUAACGGAUAGUGAACAUCCAAGUGGUGACAAGAAUCACAGUUCUGAAAAGAAUGAUGGCUCCAAGGUACCUAACGGAGGUAGUUCUGGAAAGGGUGAUGCCUCCAAGGAACCUAAGGGAGACGAUGGUGACAACUCCAAGGAACCUAAGAAAGACAGACCUGGGGACAAAGAUGAUACAAACAAGCACCAACCGAAGCACCACAAAGGAUGCAAACACCACAUAACGGAUAGUGAACAUCCAAGUGGUGACAAGAAUCACAGUUCUGAAAAGAAUGAUGCCUCCAAGGAACCUAAGGGAGGUAGUUCUGGAAAGGGUGGUGGCUCCCACACACCUAAGAGAAACGGUUCUGGACAAGACGAUGGUGACAACUCCAAGGAACCUAAGAAAGACAGACCUGGGGACAAAGAUGAUACAAACAAGCACCAACCGAAGCACCACAAAGGAUGCAAACACCACAUAACGGAUAGUACCUAA